GCGGCCCCGGGGAACUGAGGCGACGUGUCUGUCUGGCGCGGAGUGGGCGCUCCCUGGCUCGACUUUGGUGUCCGCCGGCAGGUCCUGGCUCGCGGAGCAGCAGCGUGGGGCGGCGGCGGCGGCGGGGGAAGCGGAGGCCCGGGCGAGGGGCGGCAGAGGCCCAGGACCAGGCCCAGGCCAUGGCUUCCUCCUCGGCUGAGACGGCGGAGCGGCUGCGGCGGCGGAUCCAGGAGCUGGAGCAGGAGCUGGCGCUGGAGCGGAGCCGGCGAACCCCGGGGGGCUGCGCCGGGGGAGAUGUGGGAGGGGGCGGAGGAGGCCGGGCUCGCAUCGACAAGAUGAGCCCCGAGGUGGUGGAUUCCAACCCCUACAGUCGUCUGAUGGCAUUGAAACGAAUGGGAAUUGUAAAGGAUUAUGAGAAAAUCCGAACCUUUGCUGUAGCAAUCGUUGGUGUCGGUGGAGUUGGUAGUGUAACUGCUGAAAUGCUAACAAGAUGUGGCAUUGGUAAGUUGUUACUAUUUGAUUACGACAAAGUGGAACUGGCCAACAUGAACAGACUUUUCUUCCAGCCCCAUCAAGCAGGAUUAAGCAAAGUUCAAGCAGCAGAGCAUACUUUACGGAAUAUUAAUCCUGAUGUUCACUUUGAAGUAUAUAAUUAUAAUAUCACCACAGUGGACAACUUUCAACAUUUCAUGGAUAGAAUAAGUAAUGGUGGCUUGGAAAGUGGGAAACCUGUUGACCUAGUUCUGAGCUGUGUGGACAACUUUGAAGCUCGAAUGGCAAUUAAUACAGCUUGUAAUGAACUUGGGCAAACAUGGAUGGAAUCUGGGGUUAGUGAAAAUGCGGUCUCAGGGCACAUACAACUUAUCAUUCCUGGGGAAUCUGCUUGUUUUGCGUGUGCUCCUCCACUGGUAGUUGCUGCAAAUAUCGAUGAAAAGACACUGAAAAGAGAAGGAGUUUGUGCGGCUAGUCUUCCCACUACUAUGGGAGUGGUAGCUGGAAUUCUUGUACAAAAUGUGUUAAAGUUUCUGUUAAAUUUUGGGACUGUGAGUUUUUACCUGGGUUAUAAUGCAAUGCAAGAUUUCUUUCCUACUAUGUCCAUGAAGCCAAAUCCUCAGUGUGAUGACAGAAACUGCAGGAAACAACAGGAAGAAUACAAGAAAAAAGUUGCAGCUCUACCCAAACAAGAGGUUGUUGAACAUCAAGAGGAAGAAAUCCUGCAUGAGGACAAUGAUUGGGGUAUCGAGUUAGUAUCUGAGAUUUCAGAAGAGGAGCUAAAAGAUGCUUCUGGUCCUGUUCCUGACUUGCCUAAAGGAAUUACAGUGGCAUACACAGUUCCAAAAAAGGCAGAAGAUCCUUUGCCUGGGGGUGAGUCAGUGGAAGAUUCUGGGGAAAGUUUGGAAGAACUUAUGGCCAAGAUGAAGAACAUGUAGCCAGGAGCCAUCUUGUUUCAUCUUUUCCCUUCUGGAGAAACUGAAGAAAUAAACUUUCAAAGAGUCGAGAAUUCCUGCACUGUUAGUAAAGCGUAAGGUGGUGUCAUUUGAUAUGUGGUCUUUAUUGGUACUGUGUCUUACUCUUGGAAAUUAAGAGUACCUUGAUUUGAUUUCUUUUAUUCACCUGAAGAGUCCUCAGACUAUGAAGAAGAAACUGUAAGAGGCUGUGAUAUGUCCUCAGGUCUAGCCACUGAGAUAGAAGGCUUUAGGCUCCAAAUAAGAAGGUCAGUGCAAAUAAGUGUCACCCUCUAUAAUAGAAGCUGUGGAACCAGAUUAGUUGUGCCCAGAAACCCUUUGACUCCAUUGGGAUUUGGAGGCCAAUUACGGUUCAGAUUAAGGAGUUGUCUUUGCUGUACCUUGAUAGCAUACAUGCUACAAUACUGAAAUUGAAAAUACAUUUUGUAAACUUUAAAAAUAUUAGUAUAUGAUGUUGAAGUAAAGGUAGUGAUCAGUGAAAUCAAUGUUUAAAGUUACGUCUGAUGGGACACGAAUAUUUGGUCACUAAGAAGGUAAACCAUACAAGCUGAUGCUUUAUCAUAUCCUGGAUGUACUCUUUCAAGAUGAUUGGUUAUUCUGAUUAAAUUUACAUUUACCAGC
Molecule: messenger RNA, 2087 nt
Organism: Dromiciops gliroides (monito del monte)
Lineage: Eukaryota; Metazoa; Chordata; Mammalia; Microbiotheria; Microbiotheriidae
Gene: UBA5
Product: ubiquitin like modifier activating enzyme 5
Exons: 12
Coding region: 180-1430 (416 amino acids)
Biological process (GO): protein ufmylation
Cellular component (GO): cytoplasm; cytosol
Molecular function (GO): UFM1 activating enzyme activity
Source: RefSeq, a predicted model, not a curated record